Nymphalis io (European peacock) is the source of this 3732-nucleotide messenger RNA. It is a transcript of the gene Drp1, whose product is annotated as dynamin-1-like protein. The record is from RefSeq and is a predicted model, not a curated record. Gene Ontology annotation, cellular component: cytoplasm; microtubule; mitochondrion. Gene Ontology annotation, biological process: mitochondrial fission. The transcript is spliced from 17 exons. Gene Ontology annotation, molecular function: GTP binding; microtubule binding; GTPase activity. Lineage: Eukaryota; Metazoa; Arthropoda; Insecta; Lepidoptera; Nymphalidae. The coding region runs from base 136 to 2469 and encodes 777 amino acids.
AAUCAAUAUGGCCGACUUUUACCGGUCAGUUUAGUGUUUUGAUAAUUAUUAAUUUGAAUGAAAUAAUUAUUUUGCAGUAAAGUUGUGCUUUUAUCCUGAGAUAAUUUUUAGUCAAAUCUUAGUGCUUAAAUAAUUAUGGAAGCACUCAUACCAGUUAUUAAUAAGUUACAAGACGUUUUUAACACCGUCGGAGCUGAUGCCAUCCAAUUACCUCAAAUUAUUGUAUUGGGAACUCAGAGUUCUGGAAAGAGUUCCGUUAUAGAGAGCCUCGUUGGACGUUCCUUUCUGCCUCGAGGACCAGGCAUCGUCACACGUCGUCCUCUUGUUCUUCAGCUGGUAUACAGCCCUAAAGAUAGCAAGGAACAUCGCUCAGCUGAAGAAGUAUAUAGAAACCAGGAGACAGGAAAUUUAUCAUGGAAUCCAUUAAUUCAACUGUCUCAAACAGUGUUUUCAAAAGGUACAAUAAACUUGGAAGAAUGGGGAAAAUUUCUCCACACAAAAGAAAGAAUCCAUGCAAAUUUCGACGAAAUAAGGCAGGAGAUAGAAAGAGAAACCGAUCGUAUGGCCGGUAGUAAUAAGGGAAUAUGUCCAGAACCAAUCAAUUUGAAGAUUUAUUCUACUCGUGUCGUGAAUUUGACACUUGUAGAUUUGCCUGGAGUUACCAAGGUACCUAUUGGAGAUCAACCUGAAGACAUAGAAAGCCAAAUAAGAAAUCUUAUUAUUAAGUAUAUUUCCAACCCUAACUCAAUAAUUUUGGCCGUGACAGCUGCCAACACUGACAUGGCUACAAGCGAAGCCAUAAAAAUGGCCAAAGAGGUGGAUCCUGAUGGUAGGAGAACUUUGGCUGUGGUAACAAAAUUAGAUCUCAUGGAUGCAGGAACUGAUGCCAUUGAUAUUCUAUGUGGACGUGUGAUUCCUGUGAAACUGGGAAUUAUUGGUGUUGUAAAUAGAUCUCAACAAGAUAUAAUAGAUAAAAAAACUAUUGAGGAUGCCCUCAAGGAUGAAGCUACAUAUCUUCAAAGGAAGUACCCGACAAUUGCGACUCGCAAUGGAACUCCUUACUUAGCCAAAACCCUAAAUAGGCUUUUGAUGCACCAUAUUAGGGAUUGUUUGCCUGAACUGAAGGUGCGGGUCAAUGUUAUGAUUUCACAAUUUCAAUCAUUACUCAACUCAUAUGGAGAAGAUGUUUCGGAUAAAUCCCAAACCCUCUUACAAAUUAUCACAAAGUUUGCCAGCGCCUACUGCUCCACCAUAGAGGGCACUGCAAGAAACAUUGAGACAACAGAGCUGUGUGGUGGUGCUCGAAUAUGCUAUAUAUUCCAUGAGACAUUUGGACGUACACUGGACUCUAUACAUCCUUUAGUAGGUUUAUCUCGUAUGGACAUAUUAACUGCGAUACGAAACGCAACGGGCCCUAGGCCGGCGCUGUUCGUUCCUGAAGUCUCGUUCGAGUUACUCGUGAAAAGACAGAUCAGAAGACUGGAGGAUCCAUCAUUACGUUGUGUAGAACUGGUGCACGAGGAGAUGCAGCGCAUCGUGCAGCACUGCGGCACGGAAGUGCAGCAGGAGAUGCAGCGCUUUCCCCGGCUGCACCAGCGCAUUGUGGAUGUUGUCACGCAGCUGUUGCGCACGAGACUGCCGGCCACCAAUUCCAUGGUCGAAAAUCUAGUGGCCAUCGAGCUUGCAUACAUCAAUACUAAGCACCCCGAUUUCCACCGCGAAGCCGCGCUAGUCUCUGGUCUACUCAAGAGUACAGAUGGGCUGGUGGAGGAACACAGCCCGAUGUACAGGCAGAAGACACCUCGGCCGACUUCUACACCGGUAUCCACAAUUUUCAAACAAUUUCUUCGCCAAAUGGGUGAAAGAGGGUCCGUCUUGGUAUUGUUGGCAAAAGUUAUGGAUACAUACCAGCAUGUCCCGGCUAUCACCGACGGCCAUGACAGGUCCCCGCCCAGUAACGAAUCUCCUGCCACUCCACAGGUGAAUGGCAGUCCAGAAAACAAGGCGAUGACUCCGCAGAAACCAGUCAAUUUGCUGCCUGAGGUCCCAAGCCAGACUUCUAGGAAGCUCUCUGAUCGGGAACAACAUGACUGUGAUGUAAUCGGUGGACGGAGCGACCACACGACAUACCAAAAAUGUAAUACAAUGACUGUAGAAGGCAUCAGCAUGAUGCAUUUGAGUCAAAUGGGUGACUUAGUCGAACGGCUGAUCAAGUCGUACUUUUAUAUAGUCCGCAAAUCUAUCAAAGAUUCCGUACCGAAGGCUGUGAUGCACUUCCUCGUAAACUUCGUGAAGGACAAUCUGCAGUCGGAGCUGGUCACCCACCUGUACAAGUCCGACCAGGCGGAGAACAUGCUCAAUGAGUCAGAACACAUCGCGCAGCGCAGGAAGGAAGCUGCUGACAUGCUUAAAGCAUUGCAACGCGCCAGUCAGAUUAUAAGCGAGAUCCGCGAAACUCACAUGUGGUGAUGCUUGGCCGAAGAUGAUGACUCUAGUCUGUGAAAUAGUGAAUUUGAGCUCAGAGCUCUGUACAUACUCCUGUAACCUAGAUGAAUUGUGUAGGCAUUUUACUUAUUUAAAUGUUCGCACACCUUUGCUUUCAUAUUUAUAAUCUGCAGCUCUCUCAAAAUAUCCAUUUCAUGACAAUCUGGCAUAUUAUUAUUUAAAAGCGAAUUUAUAUAAGAAAACCAAAUAUCAGAGCGAAAACAGAAAAUAUGAAAGUGAAUUUGUGUUAGCUGUAAUUAAAACACUUGAAUUAAGCUUCAUGCUUAAAAAUGCAGAAGUUACGAACGCUUUAGUUUUUUUUUCCACCAAUAAUUCAUUUAUUGACAAUAUGUAUGCAAAGUUUUCACGUGUCAUUUACAUAUAUUUGUAAGAUGGAAGAUAAAUCUAACUCGCUCUAUUAAGCACUCGGCAUUGCUCGCUUGACGUAGAUGAUUAACUGCUCGAACAAGGAUUUUGGUAAUUUUUUACUGCCAACCCCCAGUCUGACGGCUUCUUCGGGAAUGAUUUUGUUGUUAAAUUUGGUGGUCGAGUCGCUUAGGUAUUCGAUUGAUGUUGGCACUUUAAAAUUUCUCAUAUUGUCACGAAAAUUAACUUUAACGCCCUAAAGGUCGAGUCGGAUAGUGGGCGGACCUACACGACCACGCUAGCUUGCACUGUCGGUAGUUAUUCUAAAUUUCACAAAAUUAUUCGCUUCUUUUAGUUACCAUUUCAUUAUUAAUCACGUAUUUGCUAAUUGAGUAGGAUAGUCUUAAAUUUCAUUAUACUUACCUAGUAAUUAAAGCGCAGUGAUAUUAAUUGUAACUCCUGCAAUAUUCAUGGCAUUGACUGACCGUCAUUUUUUUUUUACUGUUUGGCGGGUCUGUAAUGUGUUAUGUAUGUUCGAUUAUGUAAAUUAAUACCUCGUUCAUACUGUUUUAGUAUACAGGGCUGGUGGUAGUUUUAAACUUACUAGUUAUAUAUUUUGUAACGUUCUAAACGGAUCCAGAGUUCCUCGUGCAUUCAUUGAUAUUAUGAUUUCGCAUGCAUUCGAUUCGCACUGACUCAUCGUCUUAAUCGUAUUUAUUAUUAUUUUUUAUUAUCGCCAAUGUAGAGUAGUGAAUAUUCCAAUGUUAGAAAAUGUAUUUAUUGUUAUAGUCCGAAGUGUGAUGUGCUUUAUGUACCGAUCAUAAACAAUUGAAUGUUAACAUGUAUUUAAGUCUGUUAAAAAUUAUAGAAUAUUGUGAUGUA